Messenger RNA from Porites lobata, 6113 nucleotides. The record is from the annotation of a GenBank genome assembly. NCBI's taxonomy places the organism in Eukaryota, Metazoa, Cnidaria, Anthozoa, Scleractinia, Poritidae.
CUCUCGAACAAAAUAUGGCGGACGCGCGGAACCGGAAAGUUGCGUAAGCACUCACGAUCCUGUACUUUUGGCUUUACAGUUCGAAAUUAAGUAUGUUACGACAAGGUAUUAAUCGAUUGGGAACUUUUAAUAAAUGCCUCGCAUUUGUUUGGCCUGCAAGAUUUGCCGCGCGUUCACAGGUAAGAGAAUCAAGACAAUUCAAACUCGCUUUGAAGUUUUUGAAGUUUUUGAAGGUUUAUGGGAUGAGCCAUUUUUAUGCCGACCCCCCGUCCUACUAUGGAUUAGUGUCCUCGGUAGAUAACUAGAAGGAAUCUGUUUUGAAAGUGUUCGGCAGAAACUUAGGGAGGUAGCAAAGGUUUUUUCAAAGGGUUCAGAUUAGAAAUGGUGAAGUGGUAAGAAUCUGCUCAUCCAUAGGAGGGGGGGGGGGGGGGGGGAUUUGGGGUGGAGUGGGAGAAAGAGCUCGAAAUUUAAAUGGUACAUCCCUAUGUUCAUUCCCUGACAUGUUCAACUCAUCAGAGAAAUUUUCAGGAUAGCCUGCAUAGCUGGCGGGUUUUUUUGUUGUGGUUCGUAAAGUAAGAGAUUCAGCUACACGAAGCUGAACUGAGGAUGAAAAAGAAAAUGAUGGGGGAGGGGGUGAGGGGUUCUCACUGCCUUUCUCCCCUUGCCCCCUCCCCCACCAUUUUGUUUUGACCUCGGUUCAACUUUCAUGUAGCUGUAACUCUUACUUUGCGAACCACAAAAGAAAAAAUACAACGAAAAACCACCAGCUAUAUAUACAGGCUACGCUCAGGGAUAUCAUUUGAGAUGAAACAUUAAAACUAUAACUCACUAUUUUUGUUGUUGGUGGUGUUUCUCCUCCAAGACUUUGCACUGAUCAUCAGUUUCCAUGGCCGAGAACAAAACUACAGUAACUAAGAACAAAACUCCUUACCUUAAUUAUCCUUUUUCUCCAAGCAGUAGGUAUAUACCCUUGUAUCUUAUACCCCCCCCCCCCCCUGCCUGACUCUGGUGUGAAAUCCUCUUACUUAGCAACCACGCUCAACCUAUAUAUCCUGAUGUGAUUGUACAUCAGUUGACCUUACUAGUAUAAUCUUGUUGAAUAAUAAAUUGAUUAAUAUUGUAAAUCCUUGAAUAUAUACUUGGCCUCCACUCUUCCUUCUGCCUCCGAUAAUCGCACAUCUGGCUCUUACAAAUGCACUUGAUAAUUUAUAAAGCUUUUGUGCUUUUGAAAUAGUAUACUUUUUCUAGAUCUGUAGUCCUUAGAUCAUCUAUUUCAUGGAAGAACCUUUCCUCGGCCCCAUCCACAGCCUAGGAACUGGCUUUCAUUACAUUUUUACCAAGCUUCAUUAAUUUGUUUAUCUUAUCAAUUGAAGGUGAAGCCAGUCAAGACAAACUAUCUUCAAAGAAGAAGCCUGAUAAGCACUUUAAGAACCCCAUUACGACGUGCUGAAAAAUCAUCCAAAGAAGCUAUAGAUGAUGCUUUUAAGAGGUCAGCUAAGAGAGGACCAAUAACCUGGGUAUCACUGACACUUGUGGCAUUGACUGGAGGGGGCCUUCUUCUUUAUGUACGGCAUCUUAAGGAGGAAAAAGAGCAAGGUAAAGUUUGGAUGCAUUGAUUCCUACAGCAAUUUUUCUGUUUGUAACAAUCAGGGCUGUCAUUAAGAGGCGGGGGUGGGGAUUUCCCCUGGCAACUAAGAACAUGGCCCCCGGCUACUUUCAUAGGAAAAUAGAACAAGAAUAGAACCAAACGAAAUCCCUAGCUGUUUGAUUUCCCACCUACUUGUUGUAUUUACCAGGCAAGUUGAAAUCUUGGUGACAGCCCCGAACAAUUAAUCUCCAAUCAGAAUAUACUUUCUUAAAGUCCGUAAUUCUUUUUUUUUCUGGUUGGUUAUGCCAUUUUAAAGGACUUUUUAUACCUGUUUUACACAAAAUUCACCGGUCUUAAAUUCCACCUGUGAUGUCAUGAGAAUAAUUGUCAAUUAAUUGAUCAAUAGCAGAGGGAGUGAUAUUUUAUGCCACUGCUGGUGCAGGGUAUGUCAAUUAGUUUUUUCCUGUGAAUUUACAACAUGACUGAAAUCCAUUCAGGUAAAACAAGUGGGUUCACAACCUUGUUGAAGCUUGCUUCUCUCACUUUUAAGACAGUCAGAACAAAAUUCAACAAGAAGUACGGACUGCCAAACUCUGGAUAUAGUUGUGCACAUGCACAGGGUACAGUGUAAUGGUACAAUGUAGUGGAGUGUAUAGUUGCAUCUGCCCCUCGCUGAAUUUUAGUAUCAGUCAUGAAUUCAGUUGUAGAACACUUGCUGGCUUAAAAGCUGAUCCCUUUUUCAUACACUUGCUGAGAACUACUAAUGAGAACUGUUCUGCAUUCCCCUUGCCAACAGCUUAUUGGAGUACUUUUGCACUUUCCUCGGCAGUUGUCUUUGGCUGCCAGGGUUAUAUGUUAGGCUACAAUGUGUGCCACUGGGUUGCCACCACAUAUAUCUGUUACAGGUCAAAAUUAAAGUUUUUCAACCUAGGUUGACUCUCAAUUUUCUUUACAAGUCUCUGACCUAGCCCAGAUUAUUCAGGAAUUAGGGCUAGGAGAAAAAAAAAAUUGAAAAACAACUUACCGGUAGGUUGAAAAAUUUUAACUUAAAUUUAAUUUUGACCUGUUUCACAUCCAUUUGUAGUAUAACAACAACAACAGUGACUCUAUUUGCACCCAACAUUACAUUACUGACAAUAUUGCAGAUUUGAUAUAGAAAUUGUAUUAAUAAUAAUGAGAGGAGCACAGGCUGCCCCAAAUAACCAUAUGGGCUAAAGAAAAAGGGCAAUCAUGAGCAAUAUUCUUGACCAGUAUUAUUGAUAGGAAUUUUGAUGACAAAUUUAUUUUGCUCUCUUAGAAAAAGAAAAGGCAAAAAAGAAGUCGAUAGGGAAGAUAGCUCUUGGUGGACCGUUCAGUUUAACAGAUCACGAUGGGAAAGCAGUCACUGACAAGGAUUUCCAUGGCAAAUGGAUCCUUCUGUAUUUUGGUUUCACGCACUGUCCUGAUAUCUGUCCUGAUGAAUUAGAAAAAAUGGCAACAGCGGUUGAUCUGAUUGGUAAAAAAAAUAAUUCAUUAUUUAUGACAGAAGGCCCUGAUAGAGUUAGGAAAUUAUGUGGGAUUUCACUUGUAGGCUUGUUAUAUUAGAUAAUAAUAAAUUUAUUCCUUCUUUUAACUUGUUUAUUAUUUGAUUUUUUACACACGUGACAUAAACUCGGAAAAUUCUUAAAUAUAACAGGAAAUGGAAACAAAAGACAGUAACCAAAGUGAUGCCAAAAUUGAUCAGUAAAUUAAUGGCAAGGUAGCUAAUAUUGCAUCAUGAGGUAAUGAAGAAUAAAAUUAUCUUUUGGAAUCUGGUUAUUAGAAUUUCUGUCAUUAGUCUGAAUUGGAGGGGAUCUCACUUCAUAGAACUGUUUAAACCAACUUGACAUAUCCAAAAAAAUCUUGUAGCACCUCAAAAGGGUACUGAUUGGGAAAAUUUCUCAUGAACAGUCACAUGACUGUCACAAGAAUUCAAUCAACAGUCUUGAUACUGUUAAAAGUGAUAUCACUUGCAUUACGGUACUUCAGUAAGGAGGCAUAUGUGAAACUACUUUAGUUGAAAAUCUGCAAAUACAUGUAUCACCUUACCCCUGUAUUAUGUCAACUUAAGCCCUUGCUUCAUAAUAAUUAUUUAUUAUGGUAGAUAAAAGUGCUUUUCAAGAGUUAUCAUAAUUUAUCUGUUGAAGAAAUUGUCGUUGAUGGUAACUGACGUAAUUUUACCUGUUUUUAUCAGAUAAAAACACAAAGCAGCUAAAUGCAGAGCUCCAGCCACUCUUUAUCACAGUCGAUCCACUAAGAGAUGACGUGGAAGCCGUCAAGCAAUAUGUCAAAGGUGAUGCUUUGUUUUCAUUAUACAUUUACCAUAAUUUAUAAAUUUUAUUUUGCCAGGGUACAGUUCUAUGAUGGAUGAAGUUACAUGCCUUCUCUUUUAGCUCCCUCCUCUGACCCUUGCAUUCAAUGUUAAAUAGCUUUACAUCAUGAUCCAUUAGCCUUGUAGCUCUUCAAAACCUCUAAUUUAAUAUUGGAUUCCUACUUGUAUAUGUCGCAGCUCUUUUUUUGUUGGGCUGGGUUUCAUUGUUAACUUUGUUUGUUCAUCGUUUUUCCAACCAAUCCCGCGAGGUCUUCCGAGAGCUGCGAGGUCGUCCCUUAUGAGCACACUACACCAGUUUUACAGACUGUAUGGCCAUGUUGUUUUAGUGCAAUGACUACAACCUGGAAAAAAUGAAUCCACCUUCCCAACUUUCUGUGUGUGCACAACUUCACAAGCUACAAAGCUGACUGUAGUGCACCCCCUGAAGUUUUCUCAACCCAGUAGACAAGUUUCUGACUUAAGAAAUUCUUUUUUCUUUGUUCUAGAGUUUCAUCCCCGUCUUCUUGGUCUAACAGGCACCCAAGAACAAGUAAAACAGAUUUGCAAAGCGUACAGGGUCUACUUCAGUGCAGGACCUGCUGAUGAGGACAAUGACUAUAUUGUAUGUAGUUACUACACUCUGAUAAACUGCUAAAUUCUCCUUUGAAUAAUUGCCACAUAUUUGCUUGUGAAGUUAAUGUUACAUUAAGAAUCAGUUAGCAGGGCUGUGCCCUAGUAGUGCCUGCUGACCCCUGAUGCCUUCCUUUGCUCUUAAAUGCUAGGCAUCGUGGGUUUCAUAGAUAACUCUUGAGCGCUGGGCUCCAAGCCUGUGGAACAGGUGCUUUUUUUUCACAAUUUUCAGGUAGCCAAAGGAAAUCACAAAGAGAGCGUGGAGUGCAUUAAGACACAUGUGACACAGGAAGGCUUUGCGUGCCUGAAAAAAGAGACAGUGAAAUCGGGCUCCUCCCUACAAUUUUUCUUAGAGCACAGCCUUGCUAAGGGUUCUACUUCUUUAUUUGAAUGAUAUUAUCCAACAUUGUACUGCAGUAAUAAUUUAUUACUCAGAAAACCACUGCAGCAGUACUUUAACAAAUUCUAAGCAUGUCAAUGCAGUGUUUAUUAAUAAGUUUGCAGUUAAGGGUAGUGAUAAUUCAGUGGUGGUGCAUAUUCUGUGGAAGUGCUUGUUCAAGCUUAUGCAAUAUUUCAUGGUUUAUCCUGAAAGAUUUAAGUAAGCUGCAGACCUACUUCUAGGAGACUGCUUUUUAUGCAUUCUACAGCAAUGCCCUUUAGAGUAUUAUUAAUGCCGCCACCCGCCCCCUCCCCCCAAGAAAAUCCUACUAACCUUCAACUGUACUGAUACCAUAACAACUGUCCAUACUCAAAAUUUUAGUAAUUGAUUAUAAAAAUACUCUAUUUUGCUGCCAUUCUUGAACCACAGUAGUCUAGAAAUUUAUUAGUGAGAUCAUGUAAAUCAUUGCAUUGUUUUUCUCUGUAAUUCACAGGUUGAUCACACAAUAAUUCAGUAUCUUGUGGAUCCUUCAGGUGAAUUUGCUGAAUAUUUUGGACAAAAUAAAACAGCAGAAGACAUUGCUGCAGGGGUUACAAAGCACAUGAUUUCAUACAAGCUUGGGCAGAAGAAAUGAUAUGCUUGUGAUUUUGUCCAGUAAAGGAUAUAACAUCAAUAAUAAGGGGAGUGAUUCCCCGGAUCAGUGGUUCGUUAAAGAGACAACAAAUCAAACCGAAGGAGCUAGUGUGCAAUAUCAUCAUGUGAUGACUCCAAAGUUAAAUUUAAAUCCGGUUGUUAUUUAUAAGGAGUAGUUCUCAAGGGAAAUUGCAGAUGUGUGUGGAAGCUGCCUGCAUAAAAAAAAACUAUGAGAACAAUGAGAAGCUGUUUCGUUCCUGUAAAGUCAACACAUAUUUAAUUAAUGUGACUGUAUCAUGCCGCACUAGAAGAGGGCUAAAAAAUUCCUUCUGGUCAUGCAGGACAAGUAGAUUUUCCUGCUGGGCAAGUAACUUUUAAUAUUCACUUGCCUAAUGGGCAAGGGUCUGAGCAAGUUUUCUUCUAACCAAAUCAUUAACUAAGACAAGCAGGAAGUGGCCUCAGGCAAGCAAAUUGUGAGAAGUCCUUGCCCAAAGGACAAGCUGCAAUUCAAGUGUUUUUUUUUUUAACCCUGUAGACUGCUAUCAGAAGCUGAU